AUGUCCAAGACGGCAGACCCCCCCAGCUACACUCAGUUCGCCUGCGUGGGCACCGGCUUCUCCGCCAUCGGGCUCGGGGCCACGCUGAAGAGGUGGUAUGGCAUCGGUGACAUCCGCUUCUUCGAACGGCACAGCCAACUGGGCGGAACGUGGUUCAUCAACCAAUAUCCCGGAUGCGCGUGUGACGUGCCCAGCGCGCUGUACAGCUUCUCCUUCGAGCCGAACCCGGACUGGAGCCGCGUGCUGUCCCCCCAGCGCGAGCUGUGGCAGUACCUCCACGACGUCGCCGCCAAGUACGGCCUCAUCGACAAGAUGCGCUUCGGCGUCGACGUCGAGCGCUGCGAGUGGUCCGAGGCGCGCGGCCGCUGGCGCAUGACGCUCCGCCGCCGCGACACGGGCGACGUCUCCCUCCACGAGUGCCAGUUCCUCUUCGCCGCCACGGGCCAGCUCAUGCAGCCCCGCGAGCUCGACGUCCCCGGCGCCGCCCGCUUCCGGGGCCGCGUCCUCCACUCGUCCCGCUGGGACGACACCGUCGACGUCGAGGGCAAGCGCGUCGUCGUCUUCGGGAACGGGUGCACCGCGUCGCAGAUCGUCCCGGCCGUCGUCGGGGCGACGAAGCACCUCACGCAGGUCGUCCGGUCGAGGCACUGGCUCCUGCCGCCCGUCGACUCGCCGAAAGCCGACAUCAUGAAGAAGUUCCUGCGGUACGUGCCGGGCACGAUGACGCUGCAGCGCUUCCUCGUCUACGUCUUCACCGAGGAGGCGCUGCGCGGGUUCUACAUGACGGACAGCGGCAACCGGUACCGCCGGCGCGUCCAGGCCAAGGCCGAGAGCUACAUGAGGGCGACGGCGCCGGCCAAGUACCACGAUAAGCUGAUUCCCGAUUUCGAACUGGGCUGCAAGCGGCGCAUCUUUGAUGCCGGCUACCUCGAGAGCCUGCACUCGGAAAACCUGACCUUGCUGGACGACCCUGUGCGGGAGAUCGUGCCCGAGGGGAUCCGGACGGACGACGGCGUCAUAGAGGCCGACGUCAUCGUCGUCGCCAACGGCUUCGUGACGAACAACGCCGUCGGCGGCUUGGAGAUCGUCGGCCGCGGGGGAGAGACGAUCGACCAACAUUGGGAGUCCUUUGGCGGGCCCGAGGCGUACAACUGCACCAUCGCCAACGGCUUCCCCAACUUCUUCAUCCUGCUCGGACCAAACUCGCUCACGGGGCACACUUCGGCCAUCAUCGCGGCCGAGAACUCGAUCAACUUCGCCCUCCGCAUCAUCAGGCCGCUCCUCGAAGGCAAGGGGACGGUCGUCGAGGUGACCCGCGAGGCGGAGCAGGACUACGUGGACCGGCUGCAAGAGGACAUGCAGAAGACGGUCUGGAACACGGGGUGCACGAGCUGGUACCUGAAAGACACAAAGGACGGCAAGAAGUGGAACGGCUCGACGUGGCCCUACUCCCAGGCCUACUUCUGGUACCGCUGCCUGUUUCCCAACUUUGCGGACCUGAAGAUCAGUGGACCGACACACCGAGGGCGAAGAAAGGGGCCGUGGCGAAAGGUUGCGUUGGCGGCGUUCGUGGGAUAUAUCCUGUCUCUCCUCUUCGGGCUCGCUCGCAACCCGCUGGCUGGCAACCGCUACUGGCAGCAACUGAGAGCAGUGUUGCAGAUACUGCGGAGCAGACUGUUCGUCGAGCUCCAGAGGCUGAAGUCGUGA
Messenger RNA from Colletotrichum higginsianum IMI 349063, 1707 nucleotides. RefSeq names its product Dimethylaniline monooxygenase. NCBI's taxonomy places the organism in Eukaryota, Fungi, Ascomycota, Sordariomycetes, Glomerellales, Glomerellaceae. Gene Ontology annotation, molecular function: N,N-dimethylaniline monooxygenase activity; flavin adenine dinucleotide binding; NADP binding. The transcript has 4 exons. Bases 1 to 1707 code for a protein of 568 amino acids. The record is from RefSeq and is a predicted model, not a curated record.